CUACCCUUGAUUGACAUGUAAACAACUUCUCUGAAAGCAGCUCAAAUAAUUGCAAAAUUAACGACAACAAUGAGUUGUCAUCGCGCAAUUUUUCGAUUUGCAAAGACUUUCAAGCGUCCUUUAUCAAUUCAAAGAUGUUCCAGGCGCUAUUCUCAGGCAGCAAUAUCUCCGCAAGUUACCAAUGCUUUUGUUGAGGAUGUUCGUGCAAUAGUCGGAAAGUCGAAUGUGUCAACUGCCGAUGCAGUGCGAGAACAGCAUGGCCAUGAUGAAUCGUACCACAGUGUGGAGCCCCCAGAUAUUGUGGCAUUUGCCGAGAGUGUUGAGCACGUGAGCAAGGUUGCGAGUCUUUGUAACGAACAUGGAGUGCCUCUCAUACCCUUCGGCAGUGGCACAGGAUUGGAGGGAGGCGUUAACGCACUAAAGGGCGGCCUUUGUCUGGAUAUAACGAAGAUGACAAACAUCACGUCAGUGAAUGCAGAAGACUUUGACUGCAAGGUUGAGUGUGGAGUUACUAGGGUAACACUCAACAAUUACCUACGCGAUACUGGUCUGUGGUUUCCCAUCGACCCAGGAGCAGACGCCAGUCUGUGUGGUAUGUGCGCCACCAGUGCCUCAGGUACAAAUGCCGUGCGAUACGGAACAAUGCGAGAAAACACCAUGAACCUGGAGGUCGUGUUGGCGGAUGGCCGUGUGAUCAACACUGCAGGGCCUGGCAGGAGAACUAAGAAGACAUCUGCCGGCUACAACCUAACAAAUCUGUUUGUGGGGUCAGAAGGCACCCUGGGUAUUAUCACCAAGGCAACACUCCGUCUCCAUGGCAUCCCUGAGGCUACCAUAUCUGCGACCUGCACUUUCCCAGAUGUCCAAUCAGCCGUGGACACAACUGUGCAGGUCCUACAGUGUGGCAUACCUAUCGCCAGAAUAGAAUUCCUGGAUGAGGUCUCCAUAGAUGCUUGUAACAAGUACAGUCACCUGGACCUGAAGGUGGCGCCAUCCCUGUUCUUUGAAUUCCAUGGUGCCGAGGCUGGCCUCAAAAAUCAAACAGAAGUUGUUGCUGAGCUGGUUCAGAUGAAUGGAGGGUCAGAGUUUCGCUGGGCGACGGACAUUGACGAGAGAAAUCACCUGUGGAAGGCCCGACAUGAGAUCCUCUACGCUUGUAUGGCCCUAAUACCGGGCUCAAAGCCAUAUUCUACAGACGUGUGCGUUCCUAUCUCUAAUCUCCCAGAAGUGAUUGUGAGAACUAAGGAGAUGAUUAAGGAGGCUGGAAUUAUUGGAGCUCUAAUGUUUGGUCAUGUCGGGGAUGGAAAUUUCCAUACGCUCUUUGCAUUUGAUCGUAAUAUCGAGAAAGAGAGGGCUUCUGUUAAACUUAUGGCCAACAAGAUUGCAUUGAUUGCACUGGAUCUAGAUGGCACCUGCACAGGUGAGCACGGGGUUGGAAUUGGGAAACGGGAACUUCUAGAGCAGGAAAUCGGUCUGGAGGGGCUCUCCGUGAUGCGGCAGGUUAAACAGGCGCUCGACCCCAAUGGAAUCAUGAACCCGGGGAAGGUGUUCUUCUGAGGUCAGGGGUCAGAGGUCAAGGUCGGGGGGAAUGACAGUGGAAAUAUGGUGAUGAACAAGAUGGUUGAGAUAUAUAUGUGGAUAAUUUCUGUGGCCUACUUGGCAAAAUGGUGCUUUGAUUAUGAAUUGCAAUAAUUGAAGUACAAUGAAAGAUGUUAAUUUUAAUCAUGUUGUUAAUGAUUUUAUCUUGUUUAUGAUUAGUCAGUGAUUUAUUUGUAAUCCAACAUUCAUUUUUAUUAACACCAGCUCAGUAAACGUUGGUCAGGGAUAUUUCAAUUUGAUGAAAUCCUAAAAUUAUCUAUUAUUCAAAACAUGUUUGCUUUUAACAGCACUGAGGCAAUUGAAAUGCAUUUACGUAAUUUUUUUUAAAGUCUUUACUGCUUUUUUUAAAGUUGCACAUUUGUUUACUUUAAUUUGAAUGUACAAAUACUUUAAUAAACGUGUUGAAAUCUUAAAUGGAGAACGAAGUAUGUAACUGUUACUGUUGGUUUCUUUACUUUUUGCAUUUUGGAUAAAAUUUACAAUUAACCUACAUUUACUGAACAUGUUGUUAAAUUGAAAGUUAAUGUUUUUUUUAAGAAAAAGUAUGUCCGCCAGUUUCAAACUGGAAGUAUUUCUAUCAAAUGUAGUGAUGAAAUAUUUAUGCAGGAAUUGCCAUAUAUCUUUUAUAAAAUAUUUUUUAUCUAUUUUGUGAUAUAUCUUUUUCUAGAUUUUAAUUGUUUAUUUUUUGAAGAUAAUGUUUCAUCUUUGUUAUUGGUCCCAGGGUCAUUAAAUGAGCAAAAUACGAAUAACAACUGUUAGGUUUAACCUUUAUCGCAAGAUUAACAAUUUUCUAAAAAAAAUGUCUAAAAGGAAUAAAAAAUGUGUUAAAAGAAGUGCUGACAUUUGAUAAAACAUAAUAUAAACCUUCCUAGGUCCCAAUGAUAAAAAUGAUACCUGAUUUUUGCAAGAAAGCAAUGAGUUGUACUCAAUUACAUUUUAUGCUGUUAAAUAUUUUUUUUAAUUGGAAUGUUUACAAAAGUUGAAUCAACACAUUCUAUAAAAAAUAUGCACUUUUAAAAACAGCAAAUAAUAACAGAUUUUGGAUUACUUAUAUUUUGUGGUAAAAUGAGUUGAAAGCUUGUGUAUUUUAAACUAUUUUUGUGAUAUUCACUCUUGACGAUUUCAUACUUCAAUAAUGUUCCUCAAAAAGACCGUUAACUUCAUAAAGAAGAAGUAUGAAGUCAUUGAGGAUGAAAGCGUGAAUUGUGAAAUAUGAACUCAGAGAUAUGAAGUCACCACCAGUCUUUUAUAGGUAUGGGUGACUGCUGCAUGCACAUUGAUAUCCAAUCAAUUUCACAUUGUAUUUGUAAAAUAGGGUAAUCUUUUAUUGCUAUGGCAGUUUGAACUGUAAGAUACAAUUUCUACAGUAUUUAUAUGUCAAGAGUGCGAAUUUCGCUGAGGUACACCCACUUUUUUUCUGAAAUCGUCUAAAUUGGACUCUAGCUUAUUUGGUGUUUGUUGGUGCAUUUGUUGGAAUUGAUCUAUGUAAAGAUAACGAACAGAAACUCAUCGCUUGCCUACACAAAAAAGCAAACACAAAGUCACCUUUGUAAUGCUGUGCCAUGAUAUGGAAUUCAUUGUUAAGUUUUUGUCCCUGUUUUAAUUAUAUACAAGUUUAUAAUCCUUAAAGGCUUUUAAAUGUACAGUCCUAUCACUAAUGUAAAUUUUUCCAGUAAAAUAGUGUCAUCAUUAUUCUUGUACCAGAAAAUAUCAGUUUUAAUGAUUUUGAUUAAUAAAAUGGAAUUUAAGAACAAUUGUGUCGAUGUUGUUUAUGAUGAAUAAUAGUGUCGUCAUUAUCCUUGUACCAAAAAAUAUUAUAAGUUUUAA
Messenger RNA from Mya arenaria, 3426 nucleotides. RefSeq names its product probable D-lactate dehydrogenase, mitochondrial. Lineage: Eukaryota; Metazoa; Mollusca; Bivalvia; Myida; Myidae. Gene Ontology annotation, biological process: lactate catabolic process. Gene Ontology annotation, molecular function: D-lactate dehydrogenase (NAD+) activity; D-lactate dehydrogenase (cytochrome) activity; FAD binding. Gene Ontology annotation, cellular component: mitochondrion. The coding region runs from base 70 to 1557 and encodes 495 amino acids. The transcript has 12 exons. The record is from RefSeq and is a predicted model, not a curated record.